This is a messenger RNA of Apiotrichum porosum, 609 nucleotides long. RefSeq lists its product as uncharacterized. The transcript has 3 exons. Lineage: Eukaryota; Fungi; Basidiomycota; Tremellomycetes; Trichosporonales; Trichosporonaceae. The record is from RefSeq and is a predicted model, not a curated record. The coding region runs from base 1 to 609 and encodes 202 amino acids.
AUGAGCCUCAACCUCGACAGCCUGGGCCUCGAACUCGAGCGCGUCCGUCGCGCUCGUCGCGCAUCUCUCUCCGGGGUCUCGUCAGAGUCGAGCGUGUCGGCGUCAACCUCACCUUGUGUAUCUACCCACCAGUCUCCGGACGUCCAGGCCGCACCUCUCGGUGGAUCCGCACUCGAUACCCUCGAAGAGAAGCCGUACCCUCUCUGUCUACUGUGCUUCUCUCGCGCACCGUCGGCCGUGUUACUGCCAUGCUGUCACCUGAACCUGUGCUACCUCUGUGCCCCGCUCCUCAUGCACAAGGACCGGCAAGCCCGCGCCGCCGCAUUCCCAGACCACGCCCAGCCCACCGACGCACCGCCCAGGACUGACCGGGUCCCCUUCAACGUCGCGCUCUCACGGGCUGUGGCCAACCACCCCAAAUCACGCCGCUUCAGCAUGGGCGGCUACGUUGCGCCCGCCGAAGGAAUCAAGGGCGGCGAGCUGCGCGGGGCCGACCUCGUGGGCAGCAGAGGUGGGGAGGGUGGGGGCACCAUGGGGACGGGGCCUGCCGGGCUGACCACGACUGUGGAGGAGGGCGGGCAGGUGCGCCUCGGCCUGGACGAUUUGUAA